Messenger RNA from Paramecium sonneborni, 2939 nucleotides. Lineage: Eukaryota; Ciliophora; Oligohymenophorea; Peniculida; Parameciidae. The record is from the annotation of a GenBank genome assembly.
AUGUCCGCAUAUGAAGAACCUCUUUCUAGUCCAAAUAUGGCAAGUUCCAUAGUAUUUAUGAGUAUAAUUUGCUAUUAUAAUUCAAGAUGAUGAAUUCUUAAAUAACUUUAAAAUGAAACAAUCUUAAUUCACUAUGCUUGAUAGAAUAAAGCUCUCCAGAGAAAUGAGCGAAUAGAGUAUUCUCUCCUAAGACUCUGAUGAUUUCGAAGUCAAAUAAGGUUUUAAGAAUAAGAUCUGGAAAGAUAGAGCUCUAAACAUAAUAGUUCUUGUUGCUCGUUUUGUUACUUACUUAUUGACUAAUUCAGAUAAAUUUAAAUUGAGAUAUUUAGAUCAUAGAUAAUUCAAAGUUUUAGGAGAUAAAGCUUCAAAUUUUAAUUUCUUUUUAACACAUAAAUUAAUUAGAGGGAAGUCUAAAUAAGGCUCAUUAGUAAUUUUAAAUAAUUAUUUUUUAAGGAAUUACUUUAUGCAAAAUUUAAGGUUUACCUUAGUUUUUUAAGAGUAUUUGGAUCUAUUAUUAAACCAAUAAAACCUGAUAAUUUACUUAAACUUUAUUGGGAUGUUAUAGUCUUUCUCAUUCUUCUUAUAAAUAUUCUAUACAUUCCUCUUAAAAUCUCAUUUGAAAUAAGUGUAGUUGAUGGAGCAGACUUUUUUUUAGAUACUUUACCUUAAUAUGUAUUUGUUUUUGAAAUUUUGCUUAAUUUUAAUGUUGCUUACUAUUCAAGAGGUGUACUUGUAUUGAAUAGAGCAUAGAUUUUCAAGCAUUAUUUAAAAGGUAAAUUUGCACUUGAUUUUAUUGUUUUGAUUCCAUUUAUGAUAGGAAGAUCUAAUGUUCCCUAUAUUGAAUUUGUGUUAUUAUUUAGAGUAUCCAGAGUAUUUUAAUUUUAUUAUCUUUUAAGGUUAUGUAUAUUUUUGAAAAUAUUGUUGAAACUAUGAAUCUUAGAGUUAAUUUUGCAUCAGUUAUUGAUAUCAUUUCUUUAAUGUCAACUUUUUUAUUUGCCUCACAUAUUAUAGCUUGUAUUUGGCAUUUUAUUGCAAUUCAAGAAGCAUAUUUUUAAGAAAAUACCUGGAUUCAAAGAGCCAAUCUACUUGAUCAGAAUUGGUAAUCUAGAUAUAUAACAAGUUUUUAUUGGGCUUGUAUAACUACAUUAACUAUUGGAUAUGGUGAUAUCAUACCUGUAACAUAUUAUAAGAUAUUUAUUAAUAGGUUACUCAAUAUGAAAAAAUAUUUGUAAUUUUUGUAACUCUUUUAAGUUCUAUCAUUUUUGGAUAUACAAUAUCAAGUAUUGGAUCUAUUUUUGCUUAAAUGAGUGAAAAUAAAAAUUAUUUAAGAGAUAAAAUGACAAUGAUAGAUUCAUUUCUUAAAAAAAGAGGUUUGAAUAAAGAUUUGUAAGUAAAAGUUAAGAAAUUCUUUGAAUACUUUUUGAAAUAAGAAAGAGAUUAAGAAUCUGAAUGUGAAAAAUUAAUGACUCAUUUAUCUGGAACUUUAAAUAGAGAAGUCAAAAUUGAUUUUUACAAAAAUUUGUUGUAAACAUCUAAAUUAUUCAGACAAAACUUUUCUCCUCAAUUUAUAGAAAAGUUAUGCAUUUUAGUUAAGGAAUAAUCAUUUGUUCCUGAAGAAAUCAUCUCUAUUGAAGGGUAUUGAAAAUUUAAUUAUUAGAUAAAAAGUUGAUAAAAUUUAUUUUAUUCUCAAAGGUGAAGUUGAAGCUUACAUAAGUAAUAAUAAAACUAUUAAAAUUUAUUCAAGAAGUUAAGCUUUAGAUGAAAAAUCCUUUAUUUCACAACAUCCAGCUUUAUUCUCUACAAGAGCUAUUAAAUUUUCAAAAUUAGCUUAUAUAACUUAUGAUGAUUUAAUAGAAUUAUUAAAAUAUAAUUAAUAAGAUAGAGAACAUUUUUUUUAAGUUAAACAUUAAAUUGAAUUUGGUGGUAGAGUUAAAAUGGGUGGUUGUGAAUUAUGUCAUUAAAAUCAUGAUUUCAUUAAAUGUCCAUUUGUAUUUUAUACACCCAAUAGUUUAAGAUUAUUUAAAAAAAAUGAUUACGAUGAAAAGUAACAUAGAAAAUUUAAAAUAAGAUCUAGAAAAUUAGAUGAGAAAACUCAUAAUGUAAUGUAAAUUAAUAACUAUUUAUAGAACUCACUAAUAUAAAUAAGAAAUUUGUAAUCAACAGUCUUUAACUAUUGUGCUUACUAAGGUUUAUUAAAUGAAAUUGGACCAAACUCAGAAUUUAUUUUGUCAAAUAAAUUUAAUUUCUAAUAGGAUUCAGCUUAAGAAGAAAUGGAUAAUAGUUUAACGAAUUCAAAUAAUGACUCAGAAUAUAAACCAAUAAAAUCUUAAAAUCUAUUACAAAUCAGAAGAGAUUCGAAAAGAAAAGUUUCUGAAAAUAAAGAUUCUCAAUCUAUUAAAUCUAAAAAAAAAUAAACCAGAGUUUCAAUAUAGAAGAUUUGUUAAUAAAAUAGAAAUUCUGUAUAAUAUGAAAGAGAAUAAGGUUUUCAAGAAAAAAGAUAUAAAUAAAGUGCAAAAAGACCUACUUUAAUCUUAAAUUAGGUGAAACUUGAUUAGAGUGAAAAAUUAGAUGAUGAUCCUUUAUAAAAUUAAUUUUAAUAAGCAAUUGCUCUUACUUUAUAGACUUAAUAAUAGUAAGGAUCACCUUAAUUACCUUAAAUAUAUGGUUAAUAGCCACAGCCAUAAUUUAUAAAAGAAUUGGAUAUAGAUUAAGUAUAAUUUAUUGAAAUGGAUAUUGCAAAAUUAAUGGCUAAAUAAGAAUGUGAUAUAGAUGCACAAAAAGAAAUGGAAUUUUAUGACACUGGAUUUAACUUGUAAAUAGUUGUGGGAAAAUUAAAAAAAGUAAAUAAAAAGUUGCCAUUAAAAUUAAAAAGAAAAAGACUGAGAAAAUCAAUUGCAAGAUCUCAAUCAAUACGACAUAUUAGUUAAACCAGAUCUUGA